CUGCAGGUAUCAGGAUAUGAUUUGUGACAGGAUAUCAGAAUGACGUAGUGAGGCACGCUUAGUCUGGCCAGCGAUCAGGAUGAACAUAUCCGGGUGGAACAUGAAAGGUCGCCGGAUGCGUAAUGGCGGUGGUCCGGGAUGAACGUAUCCGUGUGGGACAUGAAAGGUCGCCGGAUGAGUGAUGGAGGUGGUCCGGAUAGGAAAGCGCGCCACGUGUAUUCUUGGGGGAAUCCGGAUGUGGGUAUUCCGGGUAGGAACACGUGCCACGUGUCGUCAGGGGACGUGUGCCACGUGUCAUCAGGGAUGGGUCCCUACAAUGCCCCCCUUUUUAAGUUGUCGAUUUUGCCCUAGCAAAAUGGGCGGGUUAAAAAAGAAUGAUUGCCUCUUAAAACCGGGGUUCGCUUUUUGUUCUUACUGGGCCACGUGGCGAGCUGGGGCGAAAAGACAGGAGAGCCUUUAUGGCGAGCCGCCGUCUCUGGGUAUUCCCUAGGCAAAUGUGUCGGUUUAAUGAUAGCGUUUUUCUGAACGCUUGGGAUACUGAGGUGCUGUCUCUUAUAAAUAUCAGGCUGUGGACUCCCGUUGCUUUUUCUUACUGCAUCUUCCUUGUCAUCGCUUCAUUUGUCUGCUGUUUUGUCUUUGCUUGUGAGCGUACCGGCAGCAUUCAGGUGGUGACGGUGACUGCAUUUGCGGUUUUCGACCCUGUUUUCGAGUUUACACUUGAUUGUGCUUCAUCUUUGUACUGGAAAAUGUCUGCUACCAAGGAAGUUACUUCAGCUCGCCCGUCUGGUGACGCUCGUGCUGAAAAGUCUGUAGAAAAGUUGGAUGUAAAAGAAUUUCGCGAUCGGUUUUGCGUUCCUAAUGGCGUGUCUGUAGAGCUGUUUGAUGGAGAGGGCGUGUUGCCUGAGAAGCCGGAAAAUAACGCGAUACUCUUUACCAAGGAGCAGUUUAAUGCUGGGCUUCGAUUCCCUGUCCCGUCUCUGCUCAAGGAAUUUCUGCAUUUCACCCAGAUUCCUCCAGUGUACGUACAUCCCAACAUGAUCCGGGUGCUGAUGGGGUGCAGCAUCCUGAGCAUGCUGUUCAACUUGGACCUCUCAUUACUGGAGGUUCUUUUCGUUUACUCGAUCAAGAAAGUGAAGAGUAACAUCUUCAGCUUCGUCGCCAGCCUUCCAUCCCUGCAACUGGUGACAAACCUACCAGAUUCGAAUAAAAAGGCCGCCAAGGGGCAGGUGCUGGUCAAGGGCGUAUGGGCAGGUUUGUCUGAGCAUCCGGACAGGCCCUUUGUUCCCAAUCAGUCACUGAAGAUUCCAGACCAGGAUAAGAGAGGAAAACUGGUGGAGUGGGUGGAGAAGGCUUCGUUCGAUCGUUUGAACAAGCUUUUGAAAUAA
This is a messenger RNA of Vitis riparia (riverbank grape), 1385 nucleotides long. RefSeq lists its product as uncharacterized. The record is from RefSeq and is a predicted model, not a curated record. Lineage: Eukaryota; Viridiplantae; Streptophyta; Magnoliopsida; Vitales; Vitaceae. The coding region runs from base 459 to 1385 and encodes 308 amino acids. The transcript has 3 exons.